GGAGGAAGGCCGCCUCCCUCCCGUUACAAUGAAGUUUGAUCCUCCCAUCUGCAACGUGGGCAAUGGGUAUAUGGAUUUCAUGCUCUUUGUUGGCGGGGACAGCAGGGGCAUGAACCAGAACCACAGGGUGCUCGUCACUGAACUCACAGGCCGCGCCCUCCUCUAUGACCCGGAAUCCCCCUCCAUCCGCUCGUUACCCAGUUUAACCUCCCCAAAGCGCUCACCUAUCUCCUUGAUCGUUGGCAACAAAUUCUACAUCCUCGACACGGCCUCCAGACUUAGCCACCCCAACGAUUGCUUUCACAGCUACAUGAUGUAUGAUGGUGACUGGCACUGCUACUCUCUGGCACCACCUCCCUACAUCCACGCCAACCGCUCUAUCAUCUGUGAAGGGGAGGCCGAGCAUGUUGAUUCAUACACAGUUGUUGGAGGCUCUAGCAUCUGGAUAUCCAAGAGCACCCUAGGCACCCACUCCUUUGACACGGAAAACCACAGGUGGACCAAGGUUGGUGACUGGGCACUGCCGUUCUUUGGCCAUGUCCAGUACGUGCCAGAGCACAAGCUCUGGUUUGGACUCUCAUCUGGUGAAAGCGAAAUUGAUUGCAGCGUCUGUUUUUCGAACCUCACUGAGAUGCCCCCAAGGUCUGUCAACAUCGGGAGGGACUGCACACCACCAUAGUGGAUCAACAUGUCAUCCUAUCUUGUGCACCUUGGCCACUCCAGGUUCUGCC
Panicum virgatum (switchgrass) is the source of this 731-nucleotide messenger RNA. RefSeq lists its product as uncharacterized. The record is from RefSeq and is a predicted model, not a curated record. The transcript has a single exon. Lineage: Eukaryota; Viridiplantae; Streptophyta; Magnoliopsida; Poales; Poaceae. Bases 29 to 679 code for a protein of 216 amino acids. Gene Ontology annotation, molecular function: protein binding.